GUUUUGUUUUGUUUGCAUCAUUCGUGUUGUGUUCUUUCUUUCUUCGAGCCUAAUAGCCUUCAAUGAAUGCGUAUCUUUCGAUUCAUGAAAUUAUACGCAGUCAGCAGUCGUUUAAAAACAAUCAACCUUCCUGUGCACGAGUAGUAAAAGUUAUCGGUGUUCUGUAGGACAGUUUUUUGGUUCGCCUUUCUGUUAUCAAUCAUCAUAUCACUGACGACGGAGAGAUUGUGCAAUUGUUUUUUUUUCACUUACUUCGAUCGCAGUCGUUUGUGGGUUCCGAUGCAGCCGUUUUUCGUGAGUCAAUGUGAUUAGUAAUUACAAAAAAAGGUGCUUUCCAGGUUGAUAUCUUAUCGAAUACCGAAACCGGUGAUUGGUUGGCGCAUAACAUCGGAAUCGUUCACUCCUUUUUUCGCGCUUGAGUCGUACUUCUUACCUCCACUGUUGCAGUAAAUCUCAGUAUUUUUACUCUGUCCGAUCACCAAAAUGUUCAGUUCAAUUAGGAAAUCGAUUUCUUCGGUUUACCUGCUGUACGAGUUGAAUACCUGCAUCUACAUGCUGGACCCGUGGGAGAAAAAAUUUAUCAACGGUGUCAUCUUCAGCAUUCUCGCCCUGCUGGCAUUCUCCAGUUACGUGUAUCUGCCGAGUUACACCCGGCGACUGAUUAGUGCCUUCAUGCCGGCGGAACAGUUAACUCUGGACAGGAUGGAUCAUAAUCAUCAUCACCAUCACCAGCAGACAAUGGACUUUAGCAUCAACUGAUCUCGGAUCUCGGCUAGUGAAUCCCGGAAUUGGACUGCAGCCCGUCGAAAGCUGACUGGGGAAUUUCGGGUUAGAGAUGUAAGUUUGAUUCACGAAAGACAUCACAUUUAACUGGGGAGGGGGGAAAAUAGCAUUCUUUUUAAGACGUAUACUUUACAAUUAACGUUUAAAACCUUCGCUUGUAACUGCAGUAGUUUUCAAACAAGUUAUGGAAUUGAGGGCUGUUUUUAGUGCUUAGAUAUUUCAGGUACUUUGGAAUUACAUCUUCGCACUUUAUUCUAUUAACGAAGUGUUACUAGUUGAACAAAGAAUCGGCGUUUUUUAAAAACGCAAUAACACACAACAAUUUUUUUUAUCUUUCAAGUUUAUGCAUAUUUUCUGAAUCCUUGAAAUACACACACACUAUUUUUACAAUAAA
Messenger RNA from Malaya genurostris, 1177 nucleotides. Its product is annotated as serine palmitoyltransferase small subunit A. The coding region runs from base 484 to 759 and encodes 91 amino acids. The transcript is spliced from 2 exons. Lineage: Eukaryota; Metazoa; Arthropoda; Insecta; Diptera; Culicidae. Gene Ontology annotation, molecular function: serine C-palmitoyltransferase activity. Gene Ontology annotation, cellular component: serine palmitoyltransferase complex. Gene Ontology annotation, biological process: ceramide biosynthetic process. The record is from RefSeq and is a predicted model, not a curated record.